This is a messenger RNA of Lates calcarifer (barramundi perch), 2219 nucleotides long. Its product is annotated as collagen alpha-3(V) chain. The transcript is spliced from 6 exons. Lineage: Eukaryota; Metazoa; Chordata; Actinopteri; Centropomidae. Bases 326 to 868 code for a protein of 180 amino acids. Gene Ontology annotation, molecular function: extracellular matrix structural constituent. The record is from RefSeq and is a predicted model, not a curated record.
GGGUGCACCGGGCAAACGGAGGCCCACACAAAGACGACGAUCAAAACUUGAGCCGAGACCAGGUCAAAUAAAUGAGCUGAGGCCCAAAACCAGAACCAGUGCAAGAUAUAAACUGAGAAAAGUGCCAAGAUCAAGACAAACACCCACCCUCCUGAAGCAAAGGGAGGGACAACAAAAAAGGCUCAGGGCAGUGAGGAGGAGACUGCCUCAAGGAGAUGAGGCAGAGGAGUCCUUUAAUUGGCCCCUGGGAACCAAAGAUGACCCUGCGACCACCUGCCACGAGCUGGGACUCAUACACCCACAUCUGAAUGAUGGUUACUUUUACAUGGACCCAAACCAAGGCUGUCCCUAUGAUGCUCUGAAGGUGUUCUGCAACUUCACAGCGGGAGGAACAACCUGCAUUGACCCUUUAAAGUCACAGAUUAAGUUUAUGUGGGAACCAGAGAAUCAGGAAUCAAGGAGGCCUCUCCAGUGGUUUAGUCAGCAACGUGGUGGAAAAAAGUUUGAAUAUGCUGGUGUGGAUGUUGUCCAGCUGAGGUUUCUGCGGUUACACAGCCACACAUCUUUCCAGCACAUGACUGUCAGCUGUGCAGCAAACCACUCCAGUGCUGCUACUUCCAUGACUAAUUCAAUCAACAGGACAAUCCACUUCCUGGGGGACUCUGGCAAAGAAAUUGAUCCACACCUCAUCACAGUGUCCAGAAAAGGCUGUGAGGUGGAGGUGGUUGUGAGGGUUCGGGGGAGCACGGAGCUUCAUCGAGGAGAUAUGGAGCUGCUUCCUGUCAGAGAUCUUGGUGUAGAGAUGAGGGGAUUAUCUCCCCUCAGCCCUGACACCACCAUGGUCCUGGGACCCCUCUGUUUCUUGUGACCGACGAGUCACGUGUGUGCAUGUGUGACUGUGUUUGUGUGUGCGCCUGUGUGUAAUUAAACUCUGUAAAUAUAAUUUUCAUAUAGAAAGCAGGGAUGUGUGGUGUCUAUAUAUUUUACAUGAACAUUUUGUUACUCAAUGCUGUACUGUAUUUUAUAUAUAUUUAUUAAAUUCUGUUCCUUCAAUGUUUGCGUGGCACCAAAUGUUCAAAUGAAAUGGACUUGGAAUUUCAAGUGUGUUCAGUGUCUCAUCCUCCACACAGGGGAAUGAUGUGCAGCACUGUCAAAAUAAAAUGAUCACAGUGAACGUGGAAUGAGACUGAGCCAUGAUUUAUUUGUACUGAAUCUGUUAUUAAGCAGCAACUUGAUUUUUUUUUAAAUGUAACUACAUAAUGUGUAGGUUGUGAUCUCAUACCAGUCAGGUUCAGUUUUACCACUGAUGAACCUGUAAUAUGCCCAUGGAAAACACAGUUAUCCAGAAUAUACAGUAUAGCAGUUGUUCAGUGUUUUAUGUUUUUGCUUGGAGGAGAUGAGUUUUGUCACACACAGCAGGAAAUGAAAGAGUAUCACUUGUAGAGCUCCAUUUAUCUCAGCCCAUCUGUGACUUUCAGGCCUGGUGCCAGAACAGUAAAUCCCCAAGUUUGUUUGGACUGGCAAUUCCCAAGUCUCCAAGUUCAGGGAUGUCCACGGCUUGAUUUUUUAUAGUUGGGUGACAGUGCAAAUUGUGCUACCAUGGGAAUAUUUAACAUGUUAUUUUGAUUGUGCGUGAUCACAUCAGAAAAAGCCUGCAGCCAGGAAGCUGAAAUGACCUAAGUCAUGGGGUCUUUUCCAACAGACUAUACCGAAUCAUGGAAGUACGAUGAGAUGUGACUGCCUUUUAUUAAAUGCAUGUUGACACCCCCUCUCUCACAAAUUCAACCAUGAUCCUCUUGUGCCCUUUAAUCAUAUACAACAGCACAGUCCAGAAGCUAGUUCUGUGGUUACAUAUGCCAUCAGCUGGAAACGUUACAUUAUAGUAGAUAAUGCAGUUGUUCAUGAUUUUUAUAAAUGCAUCCUUGUGCUUUUGCAGUAAACUGUAUUUGCUACACUUGACUCAUAAGACCAGUUCAAUUUAUGAUUUACAACUCAUCAUGCUUGACUUAGAAGGCACACUGUCUCAUUCAAAAGUAUGUUUUCACUUUUUGGGGGCACUACAGUCAAAAACAACUUAACUUGGUUGGAUUAUCUUCAUUAAAAUAAAUGUGCUUGUGUUGCAUUUAUGAACCUGUUGUGAGGACUGGAUAUGAGAUAGUCAUUCUCAUAUUAGCUGUGUGUAAUGUGAUAACAUAAAUGUACUAAAUAAAGAAAAGACA